CGAGCCGAGGCUCCGACGCCCAGGACUGGGGAAGAAGCUGCGCCUCGGGCGCGCGGGGAGUCGGGGCGAGGCCUUGGCGGGAAGGCGAGGUGCAGCUUCUCUAGCCCGCGCGGUCCUCCCACGUCUCUGUGGUCCGGGGAGGGGGCGGGGCCGAACCGUGGGGCGAGAACGGGGUGGGGCGCCCCGCGCCCUGGCUCCGCCUCCCACCCCUCCUCCGCCUCCUCCCCUUCCCCCGAGUUCCCCCUGGGGAAGAGUGGGUGGGUAGGUGGGGAUUCCCGGCGGGUGGCGGAGUCACAGUCGCUUCAGCCAGGCUGCGGAGCGGACGGACGCGCCCGGUGCCCCGGGGGAGGAGGAGGUGGAGAGGAAAAGACGCCCUCUCUGCCCGAGACCUCUGGAGGCUCUGACCCCAGGGGCCAGGGGACUGACAAGUUCCUCCACCUCGGCUGCCUGAAGAGGCCGCGACCCUGGAGGCCCCUGAGCCCACCGCACCAGGGGGCCCAGCACCACCCGGGUGGCCUAAAGCGACAGUAUCUGGGACCACUGCGAGGCUUCCAGUUGCCUAGACAACGAGCCUGGGGUCAGAGCCUCCACCCUUCCAGCCACCUGCCUCCUCUGCUGCCUCAGGCACCAGUCCCAGACCCGUGAGUCCAGCCCAGGUGACAUGACGGUGCUCUCGACCCCCCGGCCCUCGCGGGUGACCACGCUGAAGCGCACAGCUGUGGUCCUGGCCCUCACGGCCUAUGGAGCCCACAAAAUCUACCCCCUGGUGCGGCAGUGCCUGGCUCCGGCCAGGGGCCCUCAGACGCCGGCUGGGGAGUCCGCGCAGGAAGCUUCCGGGGCCACGGUGGGCGCAGCGGCCAAGGCCGGUGUCAACCGGGUGUUCUUCCAGCGACUCCUGUGGCUCCUGCGGCUGCUCUUCCCCAGGAUCCUGUGCCGGGAGACGGGGCUGCUGGCGCUGCACUCAGCCGCCCUGGUGAGCCGGACUUUCCUGUCGGUGUAUGUGGCCCGCCUGGACGGCCGGCUGGCCCGCUGCAUCGUGCGCAAGGACCCCCGGGCCUUCGGCUGGCAGCUCCUGCAGUGGCUCCUCAUCGCACUCCCCGCCACCUUCGUCAACAGUGCCAUCCGCUACCUAGAGGGCCGACUGGCCCUGGCGUUCCGCAGCCGGCUGGUGGCCCACGCCUACAGCCUCUACUUCUCCCAGCAGACCUACUACCGGGUCAGCAACAUGGACGGGCGGCUCCGCAACCCGGACCAGUCCCUGACGGAGGAUGUGGUGGCCUUUGCCGCCUCCGUGGCCCACCUCUACUCCAACCUGACCAAGCCGCUCCUGGACGUGGCUGUGACCACCUAUACCCUGGUUCGAGUGGCCCGCUCCCGCGGGGCCGGCACAGCCUGGCCCUCGGCCAUCGCUGGCCUUGUGGUGUUCCUCACGGCCAACGUGCUGCAAGCCUUCUCGCCCAAGUUCGGGGAGCUGGUGGCAGAGGAGGCGCGGCGGAAGGGGGAGUUGCGCUACAUGCACUCCCGGGUGGUGGCCAACUCGGAGGAGAUUGCCUUCUAUGGGGGCCACGAGGUGGAGCUGGCCCUGCUGCAGCACUCCUACCAGGACCUGGCUUCGCAGAUCAACCUCAUUCUGCUGGAACGCCUGUGGUACGUCAUGCUGGAGCAGUUCCUCAUGAAGUACGUGUGGAGCGCCUCGGGACUGCUCAUGGUGGCAGUCCCCAUCAUCACCGCCACCGGACACGCGGAGUCAGACUCGGAGGUGGCGAAGAAGGCGGCCCUGGAGGCGAGGGAGGAGGAGCUGGUGAGCGAGCGCACGGAAGCUUUCACUAUCGCCCGCAACCUCCUCACAGCUGCCGCGGACGCCAUCGAGCGGGUCAUGGUGUCCUACAAGGAGGUGACAGAGUUGGCUGGCUACACAGCCCGGGUCCACGAGAUGUUCCAGGUAUUUGAAGACGUCCAGCACUGCCGUUUCAAGAGGCCCGGGGAGCCAGAGGACACUCAGGCAGGGUCCGGGGCCGUGGUGAGGUCUGGUGUCCGUGUGGAGGGGUCCCUGCAGAUCCGAGGCCAAGUGGUGGAUGUGGAGCAGGGGAUCGUGUGUGAGAACAUCCCCAUCGUCACGCCCACGGGGGAGGUAGUGGUGGCCAGCCUCAACAUCAGGGUGGAAGAGGGCAUGCACCUGCUCAUCACGGGCCCCAACGGCUGCGGCAAGAGCUCUCUGUUCCGUAUCCUGGGCGGUCUCUGGCCCACCUAUGGUGGCGUGCUCUACAAGCCCCCACCCCAGCGCAUGUUCUACGUCCCCCAGAGACCCUACAUGUCUGUAGGCUCCUUGCGCGACCAAGUGAUCUACCCAGACUCUGUGGAGGACAUGCGAAGGAAGGGCUUUUCAGAGCAGCACCUGGAAGCCAUUCUGGACAUCGUGCACCUGCACCACAUCCUGCAGCGGGAAGGAGGUUGGGAGGCCGUGUGUGACUGGAAGGACGUUCUGUCCGGGGGCGAGAAGCAGAGAGUUGGCAUGGCCCGCAUGUUCUACCACAGGCCCAAGUACGCCCUCCUGGAUGAAUGUACCAGUGCCGUGAGCAUCGACGUGGAAGGCAAGAUCUUCCAGGCGGCCAAGGAUGCAGGCAUUGCCCUGCUCUCCAUCACCCACCGACCCUCCCUGUGGAAGUACCACACACACCUACUACAGUUCGACGGGGAGGGUGGCUGGAAGUUCGAGAAGCUGGACUCGGCCGCCCGCCUGAGCCUGACCGAGGAGAAGCAGCGGCUUGAGCAGCAGCUGGCGGGCAUCCCCAAGAUGCAGCGGCGCCUCCAGGAGCUCUGCGAGAUCCUGGGCCAAGGCCCUGGAGUCCUCCAGGCCGCUGCCACCUGACACACGGCCCUGGCUCUUAGCCCUUGGCCCACGCCCCACACCAAGCCCUCGGAUCACGUGAAGGAAACGGAGCGCCUGCCCACCAAGCCUUCCCCCCCACCGCCCCGCUGCAGGCCCACCCUGCAUGCUUUGCCGUCCUCCCAGGCCUCCCAGAGGACAGCCAGCGAAACCCGUGCCCACUUCCCAGCCCCACCAGACUGGGACCUGGGCAAGUAGAAGGGGAGAGGGGCCAGAGGCGCGGCCCCGCUCACAGCGCCAGCCUGUGCCCAGGAGCCUUGGUGUUUGCGGCGCAGCGUCUCCUAAGUCUGGAGUCCCCCCAUUCCCUCCUCUGCGGUCCCUUGGAGACAUCACAGACGGUCCAUCUCUCUAUUGCCAUCAUCCCAGUGGCCCGCCAAGGCUCCCGUCCCCCGGAACACCCUCACUGCCAUAAAGACGGCCAAGUGGGCCCCGCGAUGAGGCAGGGCCCGUCAUCUGUGCCCCUUCUCCCCACCAGUCAUCCCAAAGAGCCUUCGGGAGAAAGAAUUGCACAACGUUUCCUACCGAGCAAUGACGAGAAUGUAGUCCCUGUCCGCCUCCGUCCCCAGCCCUCCCUCCUUCAAGCUAAUUUAUUGGAUUCCCCUUUGCAGCCCUCUGUAUCGUCAACAUGAGCACCCUGCUAGCGGGAGAGGUGGCCUGGGCCGUCAGCCAGCCCGCUACCCCACCGGCCUACACUGCCAACCGCCAGGGCGUGGGUGGGGGCGGGGACGCUGGGGCUGCCAGUUCAGUGCCAAAGAGGGGUCAGUGGGGAAGCUGUCUCUGCAAAGACUGCCCCCACCCGAGGGGGAGACCCCGCCACCGCGCCGCCGUGUGCCUUUCGGGUCGGGGAACCUCCCUCAGUUCCUCAGUAAAAACCUCCUGUGGA
Messenger RNA from Globicephala melas (long-finned pilot whale), 3770 nucleotides. RefSeq names its product ATP binding cassette subfamily D member 1 (gene ABCD1). The record is from RefSeq and is a predicted model, not a curated record. Gene Ontology annotation, cellular component: peroxisomal membrane; peroxisome. Gene Ontology annotation, biological process: fatty acid beta-oxidation; very long-chain fatty acid catabolic process; peroxisome organization. NCBI's taxonomy places the organism in Eukaryota, Metazoa, Chordata, Mammalia, Artiodactyla, Delphinidae. Gene Ontology annotation, molecular function: long-chain fatty acid transmembrane transporter activity; ATP binding; ATP hydrolysis activity.